AUGAGUACACGAGUAACGGGAGCAGCUGUUUCCGCUGCAGCAGCAGACAAUCCGCCGCCACAGCAGCAACAGCAUUUGCUGCUGAACCACGAUGACGCGCAGCAGCCGAAGCAGCAGCAGAAGCAGCAGCAGCAGCCGAAGCACGCCGUGCAGGCGGAAAGCUUCAAGCGGCAGGUCCAGGAAGAGGAGCCGCCGCAGCAGCAGCCGCAGCCGCAGCAGCAGCAGCAGCGCGAAGAUCCGCGGCCGGGUAAAGUGAGCAGCAUAAACGGCUCUCCGUUCGAGCCGCAACAGGAGCCACAGGAGCAGCGGGAGCAGCCCGCAGAGCCGCAGCAGCAGCAGCAGCAGCCCUCCGCCGAGCCGCCGCAGCAGGAAGAGCCGCCGCAGCAGCAGCAGCAGCAGCAGCAGCACGUGCUGCCGCACAAAGCCCCGCCCGUUGAAGUGAAGCUCUUCGUCGGACGCGUGCCCCGCUCCGUCCAGGAGGAACAGCUGCGGCGGGUCUUUUCGGAGUUCGGACUUGUGACGGACUGUUUGGUGAUAAGGGAGAAGAGUUCCAACAAACACCGCAACGGGGCCUUCGUCCGCAUGAGCUCGCUGGCGUUUGCGGACGCGGCGAUUCGGGCGCUGCACGGAGUGCUGUCGCUGGAGGAGGGCUCCGGGCCCAUUGCGGUGAAGUAUGCAGCAGGAGAAGCAGAAAGACUGGGACUUGCUGCUGCUGCUGCUGACGGGGGAGUUGACAAGGCGAAGCUGUUUGUGGGGUCGAUCCCGCGGACUGCAGCAGAAGAGGAGCUGCGGGCGUUCUUCAGCGCCUACGGCUCUGUGGAGGAGGUGUUCAUACUGCGGGACAGCAGCAGCGGGGGCAGCAGCAAAGGCUGCGCCUUCAUCAAGUACAAGUACAAGGAAGAAGCUCUUUUUGCAAUUAAAUCUCUUUCUGGAAAACACACUUUCCGGGGCUGUUCGCGGCCCGUGGACGUGCGUUUCGCCGAGACCAAGGUCAAGCAGCAGCCCCCGCCCCAGCUGCUGCAGCAGCUCCAGCAGCAGCAGCAGCUCCAGCAGCAGCAGCAGCAGCAGCUCCUCCUGCAGCAGCAGCGCCUGUCCCCCGUCGCCGCCGCAGCAGCAGCAGCAGCCAAAAACUUCAACCCCAGACAAGCCGGCCCCUGGAGAGAAUACUUCACUGCAGACUGCAUGCCUUAUUACCACAAUGCAGCAGAAAACGUCACAACUUGGCAGAAGCCGCCGGAGUUCGACGUGCUGUGCAGCUGCAGCGCGGGCUGCAGCAGCAGCAGCAGCAGGGGCGGCUUCCUCCAAAUUGGCAGCGAACCCACAGGGCCCCCAGGCGCCAACAUCUUCGUCUUCCAUAUUCCUAAAGAUUGGGGAAGGCAGCAGCUGCUGAGUGCCUUUGGGGGCUUCGGAGCUGUUGUGUCUUGUUAUGUUGCACUGGACAAAGAAAGCGGCAGAAACAAAGGCUUCGGCUUCGUGUCUUACACCACUCCUGCUGCUGCUGCUGCUGCUGUCAACGCCAUGAACAACUGCCUCGUCAGCAACAAACGCCUCAACGUUUCCAUUAAAAAGGGCGAGGAAAGACACGCGGCCAUGCAUCUCAUUUCCCCUGCUGCUGCGCAGCAGCCCACCAAGCGCCAGCAGCAGCAGCAGCACCAGCAGCAGCAGCACCAGCAGCAACUGCAGCAGCACAUGCCCCAGUCGCCCCUGCCGCAGCAGCAGCAGCCCCAGAGGUUCAACGUCCAUGCGGCAGCCACGCCCCUGCAGCAGCCGCAGCAGCUCCACGAAAGCCUUCAGGACCCUGCAGCAGCAACAGCAGUGCAGUCCCCAGCAGCACCCCCAGCAGCAGCAGCAGCAGCAGGGUAUACUGCGCAGCCGGCGUCACCCUACGCAGCCCAAACCGACCACACCUUCCCAAGCUGCUAA
Molecule: messenger RNA, 1923 nt
Organism: Eimeria tenella
Lineage: Eukaryota; Apicomplexa; Conoidasida; Eucoccidiorida; Eimeriidae
Product: RNA recognition motif domain-containing protein, putative
Exons: 2
Coding region: 1-1923 (640 amino acids)
Cellular component (GO): cytosol
Molecular function (GO): protein binding; mRNA binding
Source: RefSeq, a predicted model, not a curated record